AUGAAACUUCUCUCCGCCAACUAUUUUUGCUUAGCUAUUGAUUUCCGAGGCUGGGGAUCCUCCACCGGCACACAAGAUCCAGAUGCGUAUCAUAUCCGGGACCUCUCCAAAGAUAUUUUUACUCUUAUUCCCCAACUCCUACCCCCAGAUCAGUCUUUCAUUCUGAUCGGCCAUUCAAUGGGUGGAAAAGUUGCUAUGCAUCUCUCUUUUGCAAUUGAAACGCUUCCUCCUACAAGGUCUUUUCCUAAACUCCGAGGUCUCGUACUUCUUGCGCCCGCUCCUCCUACGUCUUUGGUUCUUCCCGAGGAAAUGGCAAAGCAGCAAUUGACUGCUUUUGAUACUAUUGAAGCUGCUAAUUUUACUGUUACUCACAUCCUGUCCACUACGCCUCUUCCUGAUCAUGUGGUCGGUAGUCUAGUGACCAAUGCGGUAACUUGCAAUCAGUGUGCGAAACCAGCGUGGCCGGAAUAUGGAAUGAAGGAGGACAUAUUGGAAGAGUCAAGGAUGAUCACUGUGCCAACGUUGGUACUUGCUGGUGGGGACGAUAAGGUUGAAACGUUAGAGAGAGUGAAAGAAACACUGGACAAUCUAAGUGGGGUAGUGGAGAAGAGAAAGACAUUGAUAGUCUUGGAUGGGGUGGGACAUCUGAUGAUGUUGGAGGCUCCGAACGAGGUGAGUGGUGAGAUUGUGGGGUUUGUUGGAAAAGUUAUGCGUGAGAUGGCCCAGCCCAAGGAUCAAACACAAGCUCGUGGUUCAACGAGUGGCAUAUAUUGUCAUUGA
Sclerotinia sclerotiorum 1980 UF-70 is the source of this 780-nucleotide messenger RNA. RefSeq lists its product as hypothetical. Gene Ontology annotation, molecular function: catalytic activity. The transcript has a single exon. The record is from RefSeq and is a predicted model, not a curated record. NCBI's taxonomy places the organism in Eukaryota, Fungi, Ascomycota, Leotiomycetes, Helotiales, Sclerotiniaceae. The coding region runs from base 1 to 780 and encodes 259 amino acids.